Molecule: messenger RNA, 705 nt
Organism: Rotaria socialis
Lineage: Eukaryota; Metazoa; Rotifera; Eurotatoria; Philodinida; Philodinidae
Source: the annotation of a GenBank genome assembly
AUGAUUUCAAAUUUAUUCAUACGACGGCUCUUAAAUAGCAAUCGUUUUAUUAUUCAUCAUUUAUCAAAACAUAAAUAUAUUCAAGCAACUUCAUUGGCCAUUUCUCAUACAAUACCCUAUGCAGAAGCUGAACAAACUAUGAGUGAUAUUGAAUUUUUAGCUAAAAAAGUUUACAAAUCAAGUCAUGUUGCCCCUUCUGAUAAACUUCUUCGGUGGUAUCGAUGUAAUCCUUCUUUAUGGUGGUUAGCAAAAGAUAAAACUUGUCUUAUUGGUUAUUUGUGUGCAAUACCACUCAGCCAUGAAGCAUUUUUGAAAACCAAACAAUCGGAAUUUAAUGACCUUACAGACAUAGCUGACAAUGCUAUACGACCAUGGAAUGAUGGGCUCGGUAGUAAAUAUUGUAUGCAUAUAUUUUCAUUCGUUGUUGAUCCAAUUUAUCAAAGACGUUCUGGUUCACCAGUACAUCGUUUAAUACUCAAACAUUUCCUCGAAAGCCUUUUGUUAUAUGGAAAAUCUGGAUGCAUCGUUACAGAAUGGUCUGCGCUGGCAGUUAGUGAAAUUGGUUGUCACGUUUCUCGAAGCGAUUUUGAUCUUACACUUUUGACUCAUAAUAGUAAUAAUAAUAAUCACAUAUUCUAUGGUAAAACUAGCAGUGAACAUCAAGAACAACUUCUACAAAGAGUCAUACAAAAACUGCAAUCAUGA